This is a messenger RNA of Paraglomus occultum, 1443 nucleotides long. The record is from the annotation of a GenBank genome assembly. NCBI's taxonomy places the organism in Eukaryota, Fungi, Glomeromycota, Glomeromycetes, Paraglomerales, Paraglomeraceae.
AUGGGCACAAAUCCUGUACGUAUUGGUUGUUACAGCGCUUUUUGGGGAGACUCUGUUACGGCGGCCGAACAGCUAGUUUCGAAAGAGAAAUCCAAUUUAAACUAUUUGGUAGCUGAUUAUCUUGCCGAGGUUACGAUGGGUCUUCUGGCUCGUCGUAAAGCAAACCUCUCUCGCAAUUUAAAAAGUGCUAGCAAUGGCGGCUACAUAUCUGAAUUUAUCACGUUAGUUAUAGCACGCCUACUGCCUGACAUUCACAAGCAUAAUAUCAAAGUGAUAACCAAUGCUGGAGGAUUAGAUCCGGUAUCAUGCAAAUUAGCGAUCGAAGCUUUGGCAGCAGACCUCAAGAUUCCGAUAAAUGUAGCCGCAAUAACGGGGGACGAUCUUCUUCCGAGAUUGAAUGAUUUGCGCGAGUCGCAAUCAUUAAAACCGUUCUCGCCCGUUCCGGGGAGUAGCCCUGAUGCGUUACCCAAGGGUGAUAAACAAGUUUUGAGUUUGAAUGCUUACCUCGGGGCUAUUCCCAUAGCUAGAGCACUCGAUGCUGGCGCACAGAUUGUCGUGACAGGGCGAAUAGUAGAUUCCGCACUCGUUGUUGGACCAUUGAUUCACGAGUUCAACUGGAUGGCUACUGAUUACGAUAAACUCGCGUCUGCGUCUCUUGCUGGACAUAUAAUUGAGUGUGGUGCACAGGCUACUGGUGGGAAUUAUACAGAUUGGGAGGAGGCGGCGUUCUCCCUCAAUGGGGGCUAUGCUAACAUGGGGUAUCCGAUUGUCGAGUGUUAUCCAUCUGGAGAGUUCCUUGUGACAAAGCCAAGUGACACUGGAGGAGUCGUUAACGUCAAGAGUGUUACCGAGCAAAUGUUGUACGAAGUGUUAGAUCCGGCAAUGUACAUUCUCCCUGAUGUUAUUCUGGAUUUGACCCGGGUGAAGGUUGAGCAGGUUGACGAGACACGAGUAAGAGUUAGUGGAGCUAGAGGCAAAAUACCCACGGAAUUACUGAAAGUGUCUGGUAUUUACGUUGAUGGAUAUAAGAUGACGGGAGAGAUUGUUGUUUGUGGUAUUGAUGCAUGGAAGAAGUCAGUUGUAAUAGCGAAUGCCAUUUUAUCGCGCACACGUCUUUUGUUUGUAAAAUAUGGAAUGAAAGACUUUCGCGCCACAAACAUUGAACCACUCGGAGCUGAACACACUUAUGGUCCACAUGCCAGAACCAAACACACAAGGGAAGUGGUACUACGACUUACGGUCCAUCACGACGACCCUCAGGCAUUGAAAAUAUUUGCUAUGGAACUUGUACCGGUAGUAGCUGCAGCAACUUCAAUGGUCCCAGGAAUAACUGGGGGCGAAUCUGGCCGUCCUCACCCAUCUCCUAAUCUUGUUCAUUUUUCUUCUCUGGUUCCAAAGGGCCUGGUUACCCCCGCUUUUACGACUACAAAAAUUUCUGAAAAU